AUGGCCGCGCGAGAUGACCAAGGACGACAUCGUUUCAACUCAUCUAAUGCCUUCGAAACACACGGUCAACCCAGCGGCCAACCCAUCAGCCAGUCCACAUACAUACCUCAUCACUCUUCCGGUGCCGCAGAAGGUCCAUCUUUUUCGAAAUUAUUAUCAAGAUCUAUCGCACCUCUUUACAAAUCGAAAUACUUCCCCUCAAAUCACUCCGAAGUGCCGUUAUUCUAUUCCACUCGGGAAGGUUACGAAAUAGGUCUGAAUGAAGACGAAGAUAUAAUUCCCAACGAGAACGACGACCGACUUCAGACUCGAAGCCAUGCGAAGGGAAGAGGAAUCGAUGAGCAAGACGAUGAAUCAGAAACAUCUAGAUUUCUCUCCAGCCCUCAGGAAACAGUCAUUCAAGGCCAAGUCCACGAUGGGCGUCAGCUGCUCGAUUCUAUAUCCCAAUCAGAUCCUCAAGCUUCCUCUUCCGGAGUGCAUACGGAUGAAGAUUAUGCAGAUGCUGGAGAUGACGGUGACAGCCCUUUCUAUGUAGAAGACGAGCUUGACAGAGGUCAUCUUCAACAGAGCAUCAGUCAUCCCGUCAUGCAGCUUCCAAGGCAUCUUAUGGCGUCACAUGCUUUGUCGCAUCUUAUGGCAUCCGAGAUUGCCUACGGAAAUCAACAUCUUCAGUCUUCAUCUAGUCAUUACGCCGCACACUCAGCCGAUAGAUCAUUACAUCAACAUGACCAAUCAUAUGCCAAUACGAAUCAUCAUCGACAAUCACCGCAAGUUCUCAACCCACCAAGUACAAGUGGUUGGAAGAUGUAUCAGAGUGUAGAUCACAUCGGCAAUGAUCGCUCACCUCGAGGUCAACCACACUUCGAGCAAGCAGUGAAUCGUGGAGCAAGUCGGCACCUUCCUCUACAGACGCCGUCCGAUAGUAUCAACCUAGAACCUGGACUCACUCAUUCCCCAAACAAUGACCAAUCAUCCAAUCAUGCUAUUCGCUCAAACUAUCCGGAAGAUCUAUCCCGGACGACCUUGGACAUUCCCAAACAUCCGCUCAUCAGACCAAGGCCACCGGAACGACCCGCACCCAUUCAAUCACACCUUCGAGACAAUGCUACACAUCCUACAGCCGCUUAUCCGAUUUCACAGAAUGCGUUUCUUCCAGAUUCAUAUGCACCUACGCCUUACAUCUAUCCAUCAGAAGCUCGUGACAUCGGUUCGGAUGUCUUAGGUCAUCCAGCUCUUGGCCCCCAAAGCUAUCGCGAUUCAUUCUGGAUGGCACUGUGGCUUGCGUCUCUUCUCUAUACAUUUUUGCAGUCCCUUUGGGUCAUUCUCUUCGCCACUAGUGAAAGAUCUUCUUCCAGCCCAUCUUCACCAUCAAGUCAUUCGAAUCUGAUGAAAAGCCUUCCUGUCUUGGCACUGUUAAUCACACUAACAUUUGGGUUCUGUAUCAUAUCGUUGAGCUUACUCGUGAUGGUCAAGAGAUCAAUAAAACUCUUGGUGUAUGGAAGUGUAAUCGGUGUGCCCUCGGUUUUGAGCAUGAUUGGCAUGUGGACUUGGUCUGAAUCACUUUCAGAGACAUCUUUGACGGGCAUGGGAUGGAUCAGCUUCGCGACCUUCAUUGCAUCAUCAAUUCUCGUUAAAUUGAUCUGGGAUCAGCGGAAGCGGAUUGACCGCACAAUCAAGGUGAUCGAACUUUCGACGGGAGUGAUCAUCGAGCACCCAAGUCUAGUCUUAGUCUGUCUAGCCACUACAUUGGCCUGUAUCGUCAUGAGUUUACCGUUCAUCACAUUGGUAUACAAGCUUGUAUCGCUAGGGUUUUAUGACCAUGAUCAAUGGGUCAUUGAUUCGGGACCAAUCGCCCAAGUGCUUCUCACCGCUUUUAUCUGGUCUUGGUCCCUCAAUGUGAUCCGAAAUUUGCAAAGGAUCGUCAUCUCUGGGGUCGUUUCACACUGGUAUUUCAAUCGACAUUCGCCAGCUGGUCCUACUCACAAGGGAUAUUCGACUAUCGAGUCAACUUAUAACUCUAUCAGUCGUGCGAUCGGGCCUUCAUUGGGUACAGUGUGUCUAUCCAGCUUCCUUUUGACUUGUUUCGAUAGUACGAGACAGAUGCUGAAGUGGAGCAAUAAACUCACCUCAGCCAGACAAUCGAGUCCAAUGACUCAAAGUGGCGAAGGACAGGGGUUGAUGAACUUCAUCUUCUGCUCCAACCCAAUUGCUCGUUUAGUACUAAAUAAUGUACUUCUGGUGAUAGCACCUAUCGUAGGAUUUGGUUGUCGGAUAUUUGAGUUCUUGAGUAGCUAUACCAUCAUCUAUUCGGGUAUCACUGGUUUUAGCUAUUGGGAAUCGAGUCGGAGAGUCACUGGCUUGAUAAGUCGCAAUGGCCAAAUUGGAUUAGCUCAUAAUCUAAUGGUCAAAUUGAUCUUAAAUCUGGUGUCCUUAACCAUCAGCUUGACACUUGGCUUGAUCGGAUAUACGGUGGUGAUUGGUCGGCGACAAGGCGCCAACGAUGAAACACAAUAUGCAUUCGAACCUUUGAUUUUCAUAUUGUGCGGAAUUAUGCCAUUCUGGAUCCUUCGUUUUGUGACAGACCUCAUUAGUAAUUCGGUCGAUACACUGUUCUGUUGUUGGAACAUCGAUUUGGACAUCGGAACAAAUCAUUCAAAUAAAACGGAAGAAGCUUUCACCGGCCGGAAUGUCGCGCAACCGACCAUCUAGGGAUUGAACCUCAUCUUACAUUCGGAUGAAUCGAAUCGAACAAUUAACUCUCCAACUCAAACCAGUAAUACUUUUAGAGCCAAUGUAUCAUCAAUCCUCGCAUCUUCAACCGGCUCAACGCCUUAUGGCACACAUUUUACACGCAUUAGUCAUUAUGACUAUCGAAAGCGAGCUAUUCCAACGGCUCCAGAAAGUCAAACGAUUACAUGCGCUAAUUUCCAACUGUUUUUUAUAGUGCAUGCAAGGUUUAGCAAUCACGCAAACAUGAACUACUGCUUGCUCCUCUUCAGAUUUCUUGACGUUUGUAUGUUUUACGCGUUGUACAUUUGUAGAUCUGAUGUAAUUCUCCAUUUUGUAAAAACCAAUUUUAUUUGGUUUGGUAUUGGUUUCUCUCAUGUGUUCAAUGAAAGUGAUAGACGUGUAUCUUGUACAUG
Melampsora larici-populina 98AG31 is the source of this 3143-nucleotide messenger RNA. RefSeq lists its product as uncharacterized. NCBI's taxonomy places the organism in Eukaryota, Fungi, Basidiomycota, Pucciniomycetes, Pucciniales, Melampsoraceae. Gene Ontology annotation, molecular function: transmembrane transporter activity. The coding region runs from base 1 to 2709 and encodes 902 amino acids. Gene Ontology annotation, biological process: transmembrane transport. The transcript has 4 exons. Gene Ontology annotation, cellular component: plasma membrane. The record is from RefSeq and is a predicted model, not a curated record.